AUGAAGGUCAACUUCUCCAACCCUGCCACUGGCGCUCAAAAGCUUAUUGACUUCGAGGAUGAGAGAAAGACUCGAGUUUUCUUAGAAAAGAGAAUGGGUCAAGAGGUCCCCAUCGAUUCCCUUGGAGAGGAAUUCGCCGGUUACGUCGUUAGAGUUACUGGUGGUAACGACAAGCAAGGUUUCCCCAUGAAACAAGGUGUCCUCCUCCAAAACAGAACCCGACUCCUCCUUGCUGAUGGACACUCUUGUUACCGAGCUCGACGAGACGGUGAGAGAAAGAGAAAGUCCGUUCGAGGAUGUAUCGUCGGAAACGACAUUGGUGUUCUCGCCGUCGCCAUCGUCAAACAAGGUGAAAAGGAUAUCCCAGGUCUUACCGACACUGUCCUCCCCAAACGACUAGGUCCCAAGAGAGCCACCAAGAUCAGAAAGUUCUUCAACUUGUCCAAGGAAGAUGAUGUUAGAAAAUUCGUUGUUCGAAGGGAAGUUACCAAGAAGAACGGAAAGACCACCACCAAGGCUCCUAAGAUCCAACGACUCGUCACUCCUCUCCGACUCCAAAGAAAGAGACACCUCCGAUCUCUCAAGAAGAGAAGAACCGAAGCUCAAAAGGAGACCGUUGCCGACUACAAGGCCGCUCUCGCCAAACACGCCGAGGAGAAGAAAACCCACAACGCCGCUGUCAAAGCUGCCAAGAAAGCCAGACGAUCCGCUUAA
Molecule: messenger RNA, 714 nt
Organism: Kwoniella mangroviensis CBS 8507
Lineage: Eukaryota; Fungi; Basidiomycota; Tremellomycetes; Tremellales; Cryptococcaceae
Product: 40S ribosomal protein eS6
Exons: 5
Coding region: 1-714 (237 amino acids)
Biological process (GO): translation
Cellular component (GO): ribosome
Molecular function (GO): structural constituent of ribosome
Source: RefSeq, a predicted model, not a curated record